UACAUCAAAAGGGAGUGGUCCAGAGAAGAGCAGAACAAUCUCCAGAGUGUCCAUCAGUUGGAAGAUUAUAGAAGAAAAUCAGCAGCCAACGUCUGAUCAACCAAAGAGCAGCGCAGCCAUGGCGAGGACAGACUUCCUGGUAUCAUCAGACUACUUUAUGGCUGUAGCCGUCCUGUCAGCCCAAAGGAGCAGAGACCCAAGCACACAGGUGGGGGCCUGUAUAGUGAACCAGGAGAGUAAGGUAGUUGCCACUGGUUACAAUGGCAUGCCCAACGGCUGUGAUGAUGCCCUGCUGCCGUGGGCCCGCUCUGGUACUGCUGACUGGCAUGACACGAAACACCCUUACAUGUGCCACGCAGAGCUGAAUGCCAUCAUAAACAGCGCUGACGUGAGAGGCUGCACCAUUUAUGUGACUUUGUUCCCCUGCAACGAGUGUGCCAAGCUCAUCAUCCAGGCUGGUAUAAAGAAUGUGGUCUAUCUUUCUGAUAAGUACAAACGCCGACAAGAGACGGUUGCUUCCAGAAGACUGCUCGAUGCGGCACGCGUACCAUACACGAUGUUCGAGCACACCAGGGAUGAGGUUGUGAUUCCAUUAACCACCCCUGAAAACUGACCAGCGUGACCAAGUGAAAAUGCAAAAGGCUCACCUUGGGGCGCUGCUGAAUGAGGCGGGAAGUAGAAGGAGACUGACACGAUUGAAAGGCACUUUGAUGCCUCUUUUCUUCUGUAUGUCUUCUUGCCCCCUGCCUUGUCCAAAGGAAUCCUCAAGGAUACCUCAAGAUAGUUUAAUUUGACGCUUUCGCUCUUUGUGGAUGGUUGUGGCAGAAGGUCUUUCAAUGCUGCUUUCACACUUUUAUUUCCUUUUAAAACUCCCUUUGGAGUGGGACAGGUGUACACAAGGGCUCUGAACACACUUUCUUGAGUGUUUGAUUUUAAAAUCUUUUGUGUUGUGAAUCAGAUCUCCAAACUCAUGGCUGUCUGCACAGGGGAGAACCAGAAUCUGUUUGAUUCCUCCUUCAAACAAGGUUCCAGAUUAAUAAAGAGGCACCUUAACAUUUACUGCAUUUGACCUUUCCCAUUCAAAGUGAAAGCUGCUCUCAGUAAAUCAGUCUUUAUGCAAUUUGGUUCAUCAAACCUGUCUGCAGAAAGUAGCCACUAUGUAGCCUGGGGUUUUUACUGCUGAUUGCAUUUCUUCUUUUGAUGCUCUAAUGGGUAUCAACCGUACUGGCAAGUAAAUAUAGAAAAUAUAUUUUAACAAAGAUGUAACAAUGACUUAGCCUGGAAAUCCAGACUCAAAUCUAGAAAGAUUCUGAGUCUGGCCCUCACCGAUACACCCUUCCUACCCAAGGGGCGGCACUAACUGAGGCAUAUUAAAUGCCGCCGCACACAAUUGGAUAGCACAAUGGCCAAUCAGAGCAAAAAACAAGGUGACAUAUUUAUUGCACUAAGCCCCAUUUGUUUGCCGACCAGUGGGGCUAACUGAUAUAUUAUGCUUUUGCCGUAUCCCGUCAGCAAAACAGCAAAAACGUGUAGUUGGCUUAGCGUUUCUUCCAAAGCUAAAUUGAAUGGACGUGGUCCUUCAGCAGCUGCCAUCUUGGCUGUUUACUUUUUGACUCCUACGGCACAGCGCUGUUGUCAUCACGUUACACCCGCCUCGGUCAGAUAGACUGAUCUGAUUGGUACGGUUGCGAUUCACCGGGCUCUGCUCGUCGGGGCCAGAUUCCUGUGCAGUGCAAAUUUGAAUUUGCUAUGGGCGGGGCAUCUGGAUUUCCAGGUUAACAAUGACUCUCAGCAUGGACGCUACAAAGAGGAUGUGUUGUAUUGCUCAGUGUAUAAACAACACGUUAAUAACAGUUUGAAGCUUUUAUUACAAAGUGAUUUUUAUUUUACACUUUAACUAAAACUAAUGAAUUGCUUUACUUGAGUAAUGCUAAUAAAUACUUUAUCUAAUUUAAGUUGCUCUACAUGAAUAAGGUGACGGUUAUACCCUAAUACCAUCUUACAAAUUAC
This is a messenger RNA of Epinephelus fuscoguttatus (brown-marbled grouper), 2010 nucleotides long. Its product is annotated as deoxycytidylate deaminase-like. The transcript is spliced from 7 exons. Bases 119 to 613 code for a protein of 164 amino acids. NCBI's taxonomy places the organism in Eukaryota, Metazoa, Chordata, Actinopteri, Perciformes, Serranidae. The record is from RefSeq and is a predicted model, not a curated record. Gene Ontology annotation, cellular component: cytoplasm. Gene Ontology annotation, molecular function: zinc ion binding; dCMP deaminase activity. Gene Ontology annotation, biological process: dUMP biosynthetic process; dTMP biosynthetic process.